GUUGGGGGUUUUGUUUGGGUUAAUUGUAUCUUCUCAUUGUGUAUCUUCAUUGUUCCGAUCCCUUUAAUUUCCACCUUCCACUGAUUUUGUAAAACCCCUCUUCUUCCCUUCCUAUAUCCAAUUACCAUAUGUAUGGUAAACUGUUCAAAAAUGCUUGAUCGCUAUUGCUUUUGAUUCCAAUUGGGAAUUUUGUGAGCAGACAGAUCAAAUUGAGGGUUUUGAAGAUAUAAUAAUAGAGACGAUGAAUGAAUCAGACAUUGAAUUGCCGAGAUCAGGCUUCCUAAUUAAAUUAAAUUAAAGUUCAUUUAAUUUGGGUUUAGGGCAAACCAAAGUUGAGAAAAGUGUUCUGAUGUUGCGGUGAAAUCGAGACUUGUGGAUGCUUUUAUUAUUAUUAUUUAAUUAAAAAAAAAAAAAAACUGAAAAACUGCAGUUUAUAUUAUGCCAUUCUGACGUGUCCAUAUGCCCUAUGCCCUAAGACCAAUUUUGUAUCAUUUAAAUUAUUGUUUAUGGGGACUAUAAAAAUCUCUUCUACGAAAUAGGGCAAAACAGUAAAUUCACCCAACUCAAUUGCUGUAAUGAACUCAUUUCAAAAUCCAAAUACCAUCUCUUUCAUGUAUUUCACCAACGGCCUAAUUGUAUUUUUUAGUAAAAUUUUCAUCUUCUACAGAGAGAGAGAGAGAGAGAGAUGAGGAAGAGGAAAGAGAAACCGGAAAUCUGUAAAACCAUGGCUGCAGUAGUACAGGAUGAGGAGAAGGAAGAUGAUGAUGAAGAAGAAGAGAGAGGAAACGGUGUGAAUGGCUUCUUUUCAUGCUAUCUCUUGGCCUCUGCUUGCCCUCGUUUCAAAGGCCAUACCUAUAUCGGAUUCACAGUGAAUCCGAAGCGCAGAAUCAGACAACACAAUGGUGAAAUUAGAUGCGGUGCUUGGCGUACUAAGAGGAAGAGACCUUGGGAGAUGGUCUUGUGCAUUUAUGGCUUCCCUACUAAUGUAUCUGCUCUUCAGUUUGAAUGGGCGUGGCAGCAUCCUAAUGAGUCAUUGGCUGUAAGAAGUGCUGCUGCAACUUUCAAGUCUCUCUCUGGAGUUGCUAACAAAGUUAAACUUGCAUAUACAAUGCUCACACUUCCUGCUUGGUGUGGUUUAAAUAUAACUGUAAACUACUUCUCAACAAAGUUCAUGAAGAAUGCGGCUGGUUGCCCAAGUUUGCCAGAGCAUAUGAAGGUCCAAGUUUCUCCCAUCAAUGAGCUUCCAUGCUAUUCCGAAGGAGAUCAAGGUGUGCUUGAAAAUGAAGAUGACUGGGAGUAUGAUAGAGAAAGUGAAGAAAUUUGUAGUUUUCGAGUAUAUGGAUCGAUGAAAGAAGUUUCAAAUGAAGUUCCUCAAAAGUUAAUGGAUUAUCAGACAGGUACAGAUGGAAGACCUCCUCCCGUAUUGCGUGGAUGUGAUAAGGAGCUUGAGACCAAUGAACAAGUGCCACCUUCUUCGUGUACUCCAUCUUAUGUUGAUGUGGGUAUGUCUUAUGACUUGUGUGCAUGUGAUGAAGGACUCGAGAAUGAUGAAAGAGAGGCAGCUUCGUGUGGUCAGUCUUGCACUGUAGCAGGUACAUCUAGGACUGAAAUUAUCAUUGAUGACGGAGAGGAAAACCAAUUCGAAGGGAGUGGUAUGAACUUGCAGGAGCAACCAGGUAGGAAGAAUUUAACAUCAGGAAUAGCUUCUGAAAUCAGCAAAGUUUCAAGGUGUAAUAAUGGCCUGGUUCCAACUGUUGAGUAUGAGGUUAUCGAUGUGUCUACCCCGUCUCCCGACUGCCGAACAAGUUCGCAUAGAUUCAAGAGAAGAGUUACUUCCGGUAAGUCUGAGAUGAUUGACUUGACUAAAUCUCCUACAUUUAUCCAAUUGUAAAAGGAUGGAUGGAUUUGGAUUAUUGUGCAUAUAAGAAGGUUGAAUUGGAAUGAGUUUUCAAGAGAAGUUUCAUUUUUGCAAUGAAGAAGUAGAAUUACUAUAGCAGAUAGCAUCUUCUCAACCCUUUCCGAGAUAACGUGGGCUCAAAUAUGGUUGACUAGACCAAAUAAGAGGGGAACAUGUCGUCAAGUUAUAUAUAACAAUUGUAAUAAUAGCCUUUAUUUCAAAGGCAUCAUUUUUAAGGGAAUCAAAGUGUGAAAAUAACAUUGAAUCGGUUGUGGGAUCAAUGUUGAACUAUGCAAAACUACACCAUUGUUAAAUAUCUAUGUAUACUAGUAUAUGGUAUUAUGGAUGGAGUGUAGAUGAGAGAAUUUUUAA
Molecule: messenger RNA, 2269 nt
Organism: Cucumis melo (muskmelon)
Lineage: Eukaryota; Viridiplantae; Streptophyta; Magnoliopsida; Cucurbitales; Cucurbitaceae
Exons: 4
Coding region: 686-1891 (401 amino acids)
Biological process (GO): double-strand break repair via homologous recombination
Cellular component (GO): Slx1-Slx4 complex
Molecular function (GO): crossover junction DNA endonuclease activity; 5'-flap endonuclease activity
Source: RefSeq, a predicted model, not a curated record